Molecule: messenger RNA, 1105 nt
Organism: Paramormyrops kingsleyae
Lineage: Eukaryota; Metazoa; Chordata; Actinopteri; Osteoglossiformes; Mormyridae
Gene: rbp4l
Product: retinol binding protein 4, like
Molecular function (GO): retinoid binding; retinol transmembrane transporter activity
Source: RefSeq, a predicted model, not a curated record
UGGGUUACCACUGCACAGUGUAGGCCAGAUUACACUGGGGACGUCUCCCGCGAGAUUAUCUGUAGAUCUUAAGGUCGUAUUUAGUUACGUGUGAAAAUAAUCGCGUGAAAAUAAUCGUUAAGCCUGUCAGGACUUGGGUAUAAAAGGGCACAGUGCCGUAGCCCAGCAGUGCAGCACACAGGACCAUCCCACCUCCAUACCUGAGACGGCGCACAGCAGAAUGGGGUACACCGCCACCCUGGCCCGACUGCUGGUCCUCCUCGCCUGCUUGGCACAGACCACAUCCGCUUCCUGUGUGGUGGACAGCUUCCCGGUCAAGCAGGACUUUGACACGCGCAGAUACAGCGGAAUGUGGUACGGCCUCCAAAAGAGGGACCCCGAGGGCUUGUUCCUGCAAGAUAACAUCUCUGCUAACUAUACCAUUGAUGACGAUGGAGUCAUGACUGCCCAUACUAAAGGCCGCGUCACACUUUUCGGGUUCUGGGUAGUUUGCGCUGACAUGGCUGCCCAGUACACGGUCCCCGACCCCAGCACCCCGGGCAAAAUGUUCAUGACCUACCAAGGCCUGGCCAGCUACCUGUCCAGCGGCGGCGACAACUACUGGAUCAUUGACACCGACUAUGACAACUACGCCAUCACCUACGCGUGCCGCGUGCUGAAGGAGGACGGCACCUGCGAUGACGGCUACGCUGUGGUCUUCUCGCGUAACCCCCGUGGCCUGCCGCCGGCCAUCCAGCGCCUCAUCCGAAGGAAGCAGGAAGAGAUCUGUUGGUUAGGCCAGUUCCAGCCUGUUCUACAGUCAGGUGCCUGCUAGUGAUACAGGACGCCUGAAGCAUGCUGGCACAAGAGGACACAUCUUCUCACUGGAGGCACCAUCCCUGAUCCUGGAGUGCCAGAGUCCUACAGCUUUUAGAAUACUUUUAAUUAGUUCCUGCAUGAUGUCCGAUACACCAAGGCAGGGGACAUAUACUACGCAUAUUUCAAUACAGCUAUGAGUGGUCGUCCAGCAUAAAGCAUCACAGUCCACGAGAACCAUGACUUUAAGCCCCCGAUCGUAGACUUUAGAUAGUAUCUCCACAAUGACCCACUAGUGUUGGAUGCUAUU